Molecule: messenger RNA, 504 nt
Organism: Chlorella variabilis
Lineage: Eukaryota; Viridiplantae; Chlorophyta; Trebouxiophyceae; Chlorellales; Chlorellaceae
Exons: 6
Coding region: 1-504 (167 amino acids)
Biological process (GO): ubiquitin-dependent protein catabolic process; protein polyubiquitination
Molecular function (GO): ubiquitin conjugating enzyme activity
Source: RefSeq, a predicted model, not a curated record
AUGGCUGACCAGGCCUCCCUGCUGCUGCGCCGGCAGCUUAAAGAGCUGACAAAGAAACCGGUGGAGGGCUUCUCGGCGGGACUGGUGGACGAUAGCAACCUGUUUGAGUGGGCGGUGACGGUGUUGGGCCCGCCCGACACUCUGUACGAGGGUGGCUUCUUCAAUGCCGUCCUCGAGUUCCCGCGGGACUACCCGCAGUCGCCGCCGGAGAUGCGCUUCACUUCGGAGAUGUGGCACCCCAACGUGUUCCCCGACGGCAAGGUCUGCAUCUCCAUUCUGCAUCCAGCUGGGGAGGAUGCCAUGAACCCGCAGGAAAGCGCGGCGGAGCGGUGGAGCCCGGUCCACACGGUGGAGUCCAUCGUGUUGUCGGUCAUCUCCAUGCUGAGCAGCCCCAACGACGAGUCGCCCGCAAACGUUGAUGCAGCCAAGGAGUGGAGAGACUCCCGCAGCGAGUUCAAGAAGAAGGUGGCGAGGAUUGUGCGGCGGAGCCAGGAGAUGCUCUAG